Molecule: messenger RNA, 3492 nt
Organism: Dicentrarchus labrax (European seabass)
Lineage: Eukaryota; Metazoa; Chordata; Actinopteri; Moronidae
Gene: otol1b
Product: otolin 1b
Exons: 5
Coding region: 601-2064 (487 amino acids)
Molecular function (GO): protein binding
Source: RefSeq, a predicted model, not a curated record
CUUAAGUGCUGCAGAUAUUGUCUUCUAUGUACUUUCAGACAAUAAACUUGCAACAGGGGCACUACACACGUAAAAGAUCUGUGAAAACAGUUUGCACCUUCUUGCUUGCAGCUACAUGCAGAAUACUGUCCAACCCUACGAUUGAAAAAAGGCUGUUGUAGUGCCCUGGCCUCUGUCAUAGAACCCUCUUUGCUUGGCUUUGUCCAGCGUAAGAGCCUGGGUAGUAGGUUGGGUGUUGGAGGAAUGCCUCCCGUAUCGGGUGACCCAUUGCCCCACGGCCUUUGCUCCUCGCCUAGCUCGCAGUGAGGGAGUGCUCCUGGUCGGCGCUGUAUCCCAUGUCACAAAAGCACCUUUCUACACAACAGAGGUACAGAGUAUGUUCCACAGCACAGUGGUUCUCCUUGGGUCGGCUCCAGCCCGCCAUAGUUGGAUUUCAGACCUCCCCCUGUGCUUCCAGCAAACACCCUCAUUGGUGGGGAUGUUCUUUCGCCCAAGCCUGGCAGAGAUAUCAGAGAGACCUGGAGCUCCUGGUGCUGCCAAGCGACCGCUAGAGAGGAUAAAUGACCAUACCACUUAUGCAUAACUGGAUCCCAGUCAACCAUGAGGAUUAUCUCCUGUCAGUCGACCCUUCUGGCUGUAGUUGUAGUUACACUCACUGUGGUGUCCUUCGCUGAAGCUAAAACUACACAGAAGCCAAAGUAUCAGUACACCAAGAAGCCCGUCCCUCAGAUCACCGUUCACAACCCUGUGACCACCAGCAUGCCCAAGACUCACAAGAUAGUGCCGAGCGCAAAACCUGUGGCGCCCCAUCCGCUGCCCAUCACAGAGAGGACCACCUAUCCGAGCCACGUCUUUCCACAGUACUACACAGAGAGCCCUGAGGCCCCCGGUGUUGGCCCAGAGAACUACACCCUAGAUUAUAAUGAGUGUUACUUUAACUUCUGUGAGUGCUGUCCACCUGAGAGAGGCCCCAGGGGGCCAAAGGGAGACAGAGGCCUGGCAGGGCCGCCAGGUGAAAGAGGCUUUACAGGGCCAGCUGGUUUACCUGGACAACCUGGACUGAGUGGUCCUAUGGGGUUGAAAGGAGAUAAAGGGGAGAAAGGUGACAGAGGAGGCAGUGGGACAGCUGGGUCACCAGGAGUCCCAGGGAAACCAGGACAAAAAGGUGAUGUUGGCUCAAAAGGGGAGAAAGGUGAAAUAGGUUUGCAAGGUGUCAAAGGUGGUAUUGGGGAGAAAGGGGAACCUGGCCAGAAUGGGACUGCUGGUGAGAAAGGAGAACCGGGAAAAGAGGGGCCAGCUGGACCUCCAGGAGUGGCUGUUGAAUUAGGUCCUAAGGGGGAUAAGGGGGAUAAGGGGGAGUGUGGCAUAUUUGGGGAGAGAGGACAGAAAGGUGAGCGAGGGGAUUCCGGGCCUCCUGGCAUCCCAGGAGCAAUGGGCAUUCCAGGAAUAAAUGGAAAACAUGGUGCCCCAGGUCCUAUGGGCGUCCGAGGGGAUCCGGGCCCUACUGGACAACAAGGAGAACCAGGGGUUAGAGGAUCUCAGGGACCACAAGGCAUAAGAGGGGUGAUGGGGCCAAAAGGGGACAGAGGUUACCCUGGGAUGAGAGGUGAGCGCGGCUUUCGUGGAUUCAAAGGAGCUAAAGGAUCAGGGGUUCCCCAGAAACGCUCAGCCUUCAGUGUAGGUAUCUCUCCGAGAAAGUCCUUCCCUCCUUCUGGCUUCCCUAUCCGCUUCGACAAAGUCUUCUACAACGAAGAUAACCACUUCAAUGUCACUUCCAACAGCUUCACAUGCGUCCACGCUGGGGUUUACGUCUUCUCCUUCCACAUCACUGUACGCAAUCAGCCUCUGCGAGCCACACUGGUGGUGAACGGGUCCCGACGGGUAAGGACACGGGACUCUCUGUACGGUCAAGACAUCGACCAAGCGUCCACUCUGGUGGUGCUGCGACUGGCGGUGGGUGAUCAGGUGUGGAUGGAGACGUUCAGAGACUGGAAUGGGGCGUAUGCCAGCAGUGAGGAUGACAGCAUCUUCUCUGGAUUCCUGCUUUACUCAGACAACGCUUGAUACUCUACUGAAAACAUCUUCUUCUACUGGACUGUUCCAACUUGACUAUAUCUGUGAAAAGGCCAUAUACUGGUGUUGCUACUACACUAUAAUCCUCACUUAAGAACAGCUCGAAAGCUGUAUUACUCACUGGUCUGAAAAUGUAAAGGUCCAAUGUGUAGGAUUUAGCAACAUCUAGUGGUGUAGUUGUAGAUUGCAACUCACUUGCUUCCCCUUCCCUUUCCAAGCAAGAAGGUGAAUCUACGGGGUCGCGAAAGCGAAUGGCCUUAUUAAGAGCCUGUGUUUAGUUUGUCCGUUCUGGGCUACUGUAGAAGAAUCGUGGUUCAACAUGGUGAUGGCCAUGAAAGGCAACCCGUAGUGUCUGUAGAUAAAAAAAAAAUUCUCAUUCUAAUACCCACAAAUAUUAUAUUAAAUUUCUGCCAAUAGAGCUUCCUAAAUGUUACACACUGGACCUUUAAAGUACCGGCAACACUAAAAUCAUGUUUAUUGUAUUAUCACUGUACUAGUAUCUCCUUAUUUUACUUGUUGCCUUGUGAAUAAAAAUGAAAAAAAUGUGCACACACUGUUUUGCUUACUGCUAAUUUACAUAUUUAAUCCACACAACCUUCGUCAGGUAUAUGAAAACGCAUCACAAUUGUUUUUUUGCUCUAUAAAUACAUGCAGGAUAAAUUAUCCAGUCCACAUGAGGUAAAGUGAAGAGAGAAAAAAAAAAUCACACUAUGAAAAGAUUAAAAUAUCUAAAAGGAAGUGCCAAUAUUAAUCAUAAAUGGAAAUCUUACAAUGUCAUCAUACUUAGAGCACUAUAACAACAUCCAUAACAACCAAAAACAUCAAAACUAAGUGCUCUGUGUACGAUACAAUUACAAGAUUUCAAAUGUAUGAUGAAAGUUGGAUAAAUGUACAUAUAUGAAACUGUUGUGAUGCUUGUCCUUAACACUAUACACCAAAACGCUGUUGAUAAAUACACCAGCAAGCAAAGUGAGACAGUGUGUAAGAGUUUUUGUUAGUUUUAUUUAGAUUGUGUUUCCCACUCUCUUCAAGCCCCACAGUGUUCCUGAACAAUAUACUUUACCUGAAGUAUUUAUUGAUCGUCUACCUGCAGUGUUGCCCUCAGUAAAAUGCUUUGUUCCUCCAGUCUUCCUCCUCUUCACUGUUGUCUUUGUUGCACCCUGACCUCUGCUUCCUGUCCAUCUACACUGUUACUGAUGGCCUGAUCUAAUCUUCUCAUUGCAAAAAACACCAACAUAUAUGAUGUAUGUGUUAAGUAUAUAAAGAAUAUCACUGUGACCUGUAACUAUAUUACUAUUCUUACUAUAAAUCCACUGCCCAUGUUAUUAUACCAAUACUUCUCAUAUGUAAGCAGUAUUGCUGUACAAUAGGGUUGUAAAAAGAGUGUUCAUUGAAAAUAAAAUCCAGUAGUAUAUAUCA